GGAAAAAUGGGUGGCACCUAAAGUGGACAUCAGGGAGUGCGCAAAGUCUGGCACGGCAGUAUCGAACUGGGCGCGUCUCACCGCCUGUCGGCGCUGCGGGGUGGCCAAGAAGAAGCGCAAGCCAGAUGUCGCCUUCUACGACUCGAGCCAGCCCACGAAGAAGGCGCCCCGGCACAACAAGUGGAGCGAAGGAGGCCCACCCUUGGCGGAAUGCCUCGGGAGCAAGUCCGAGCCUGGGACGCCGCCGCCGUCGUCGGAGCAAGACGCGGCAGAGCGCCUGCAGAUCGAGCUGGAGCGGGUGGAGGUGCACGAGAAGCGAUUCGACCUGCAGGGGAAGCCGAUCCAGGUCACCAAGACGGAGGCCAGGGUCGAGAAGCUUAAGAAGGAGCUCGCGCCGAUCCAGUCCAAGCACGACGAGGAGAUGGCGGUGCUCGAGAUGCAGAGGACGGCAGUCAAGGAGUACACCACCACAAUCGCCAUGGUCAUGCAGAAGGAGGGCGCCCAGGGCCCACUGGCACCGUCGACGCCAGGCGCGCAGCUGGUGCAGGCGCUGCUGGACGUCGUCAAGGGCAGGCUGGGCGUCGAGGGCGCUCGCAUCGCCAAGCAGAUCGAG
Messenger RNA from Prorocentrum cordatum, 613 nucleotides. The record is from the annotation of a GenBank genome assembly. Lineage: Eukaryota; Dinophyceae; Prorocentrales; Prorocentraceae.